Limulus polyphemus (Atlantic horseshoe crab) is the source of this 4648-nucleotide messenger RNA. Its product is annotated as zinc finger RNA-binding protein-like. The transcript has 22 exons. Gene Ontology annotation, molecular function: zinc ion binding; single-stranded RNA binding; double-stranded RNA binding. The record is from RefSeq and is a predicted model, not a curated record. The coding region runs from base 281 to 3292 and encodes 1003 amino acids. Lineage: Eukaryota; Metazoa; Arthropoda; Merostomata; Xiphosura; Limulidae. Gene Ontology annotation, cellular component: precatalytic spliceosome.
UCAUUGAAAGUGAAACUUCUGCCAAGGAAAUUCUGUGUUUUUGAUUUAAAGACUUGUGACUCGUUUGGUAAAAGCGUAAAAAUGCUUUAAAUUACAAGCGAUAACUAAAAGAAAAUGGAAAAGUCGUUUAAACUGUUUUUUUUGUGUGUAGUUUUUAAGUUAUAAUCUUCACAAUAACCUAUAAUUUUAUAACGAUCUGUAAAUAAGCCUACUAAAUCUAGUUUGAGAAAGGAAACAUCCGGGCAAGCAAUCACGUGAUAAAGCUUCGGUUAUUAGUAAAAUGGCGACGAACAAUUACUAUACUUUUACUACAGGUGGAGUUCAGUUUGGAACUGCUCAACCAGCAACUUUCCAGACUAGUCAAACAGCAACACCUGCAACAGGGUAUGCUGUUCAGCAUCCAGCAGCUGCAGUUGCUCAGCCUUCCUUUACUGGAACAGCAACUGCUGUUGCAGUAGCAGCAGCAUCUCGCACAAUUCCAACUGGGUAUGAGACUUAUCAGCCUACUACAGCACAUACAAAUACAACCUACCCUUAUGCAUCUCGUCAACAAACAACUUAUGAAAAAGUACAGAAUUAUUACCCUCAAGCAGCUCAAGUUGGAUAUUCACCUACCAACACUGCUACUGCUGCAUAUCAAACAGGUAUGACCUCCAACAUUGUUUAUGGAUACAGCAGUGGUACUACUGCAUAUGCUGGAGUCAAGAAUAAAACCGUAUUCAAUAAAAGCCCUCGUGCUGGAAACAACUUUGUGCAGUCAUUAGUGACUGCAGGAAAACCUUCAUAUUCAACAAAUACAGCAUAUGCAUCUCAGCGCCAACCACAGAAGACUCAGAAUGUGCAAGCUGGUACAGUUUCAUCUUAUGCCUACACAACAAACACACCUGGAGUAUCCUCGAGUUACUCCACAUUUAAUACAGGAAGUAGUGGAAACUACACAACUAGAAUUCUAUAUUUAGCUCCUGUAUAUGGACAUCAACAACAGACGGCUCAGUCUAGUACACCUCUUGCUGCUAAUACCACUACUAAUCAACAGAAUACCACCACCUCUAAUAUGCAGCCUGCAAAAGUUCACAGUAAUAAUUGGUCUGGUUUUAAAAGAGUACCUAUGAGGUUCCAGAAGCCAAAAGCUGCACCCAAACCUGAACAGUUACAUUAUUGUGAAGUGUGCAAGAUUAGUUGUGCUGGUCCUCAGACCUAUAGAGAGCAUGUAGAAGGUCAGAAACACAAGAAAAAAGAAGCAGCAUCAAAACAGGGAAAUAAUAUUGUACCAAAUCCCCGAGGUGGAACGUCUCUUCGAUGUGAGCUCUGUGACGUUACUUGCACAGGUGCUGAUACUUAUGCAGCACACAUUCGUGGAGCUAAACAUCAAAAAGUAGUGAAGUUGCACACAAAACUUGGUAAGCCAAUUCCUUCAGCAGAUCCUGUAGUCAUUAGUACCAAUUCCAUUACCCAGAAAGGUAUCAAAGGUGGUGAUAGUGAUUCUGCUAAGUCAGAUGUUGGUACCUCGGGAGACAAAACCAAUGUAUCGGUGCCUAAAAUAAACUUUGUUGGUGGGACAAAACUGAAUACAACUGGAUCUAAGGACAAGCAAGAUGAAAAUAAAUCAGAAGAAAGAACUGAGGGGCAUGAUUACAUAGAAGAAAUGAAAAAUGAUGAUGGUAAAAUAAUUAGUUUUCAGUGUAAGUUAUGUGAGUGCAGAUUUAAUGACCCAAAUGCUAAGGAAAUGCACAUGAAAGGUCGUCGGCAUCGUUUACAAUACAAGAAAAAAGUGGAUCCUGAGCUUGUUGUGGAUAUUAAACCUAGUUUACGACAGAGGAAGAUUCAGGAGAGUACGUUACGGAGACAACAGCUACGUGAAGAGUUCUACAGACGUCUCGAGGAUGAGCGUUUGAGAGAAGAAAUGAGACUUAUGGAAGAAGAAGAGAGAAUAUAUUGGGAUGAGCGGCGUAGGUAUGAAGAAGAAUUAGAAUUUAUGGAAUGGCAAAUACGUUCUGGCCGCGAUCCUCGAGAUUUACCACCAAUGCCAGUUCCACCACGAUCAAUGUUUGGGACUCCUCCGUUGAGGCCUCCUAUGAUGCCACUCAUGGGUCGUCCCACAUCUAGACCAGACUCUGCGGAUGAUCGUCAUGUCAUGGCCAAACAUUCCACUAUAUAUCCCAAGGAAUCCGAAUUGAAUGCAGUGCAAACUGUUUUGACUGACACAGAAAAAGCUUUGAAAUUGGUUUCUGACUUUUUAACUGAUAGUCAGACUACUGAAAGAAAGCAGGAAGAAACUGUUAAACCACAAAAAGAAUCAAAGAAAAAGGAGACAAAAGAUGCAAAAGGAGAAAAAGAAACAAGCAAAGAGGAGAAAGAGGAAUCUGACCAAUCAGCUCAUUCACAGCGUGUAUUGAAAGGAGUUAUGCGUGUAGGAGGUUUAGCAAAAGGCUUGUUGCUCACUGGGGAAACUUCAGUUCAGCUUGUGGUCAUGUGUGCAGAAAAACCAACACGCACAUUACUGGAAAGAGUUGCCGACAACCUUCCUAAACAGAUUGAAGAAUUGAAAACCAAGACCAGUUACAAAGUAAAGCUCUGCGUUGAGGAAGCAGCAAUAAUGGUUCAUGCCAAGUCCAAUCCAGAGGUGACAGUGACUGUAACACUAACCUCACCAAUGAUGAGAGAGGCUAAAGAUACUGAGGGAGCAACAGCUGAGAAUGUUAAAGACCCUCCGGAUGUGUUGGACAGGCAGAAAUGCCUGGAUGCCUUGGCCGCCUUGAGACAUGCUAAGUGGUUCCAGGCUAGAGCAAGUGGUCUGAAGUCUUGUUUAAUUGUUAUUCGAAUAAUGCGAGACUUGUGUCAGAGAAUUCCUACUUGGAGCAAAUUAGAUAACUGGGCAUUAGAACUCCUUGUUGAAAAGGUUCUUAGUAGUCAUCCCCACCCGUUGAGUGUGGGUGAUGCUUUACGCCGAGUUUUUGAAGCUGUGGCAUCUGGAAUUCUAUUAUCAAUUGGUCCUGGAUUGCUAGAUCCUUGUGAAAAAGAUACAACAGAUGCAAUUCUAAAGCUAACCAAUCAAGAGCGUGAAGACAUAACUGCUAGCGCGCAGCAUGCUUUGCGAUUGAUAACAUUCCGUCAAAUUCAUAAAGUACUUGGUAUGGAUCCUCUUCCUCCUCCCAAAUUUAACAGGGGGCAGUUCAAUCGCAAGCGCCGCCGAGACAACAAACCAGAAAGUAAUGAAGGAGAAGGUACAGAGGGAAAGAAAGACAAGAAAGAAGAAGAAAAUAAUGUUGAAGAAAAUGAAGAGAAGACAUAAAGGAGAACUUAUGUUUAUAAUUCAAGGAGUUGAUGGAGUUUUAGGCUGAAUUGUCCAGUCAUUUGCACAUUGUUUUUUUUUUUUUCACUUGUCCCUUUUCAUAUAACCUGUACAUGACAGUUGUUAUUUCACCAUUUCCCAUAAUGCUAGUUUUGGCGAAAGUGUAAUUUGAUAGAAAAUUAUUUUUUAUGUGAUCUUAAUUUGCGGUUUUCUUGAUUGUCAUUGUCUCUAGUGGCAUAUUAUUCUACUGAAAGAUUGGAUAACAUAUUUUAAGUAGAAUGAGUUUUCCAAAUUUUCUCUUGCAGUCAGUCUUUCUUCUGCAUUUAAACUCUUGGUUUACGUGUGAGACAUUUGAAGUGAAUGUGACAUUUUUUUUAUCACCUUACAGACUGUGUUAGAAACAGAUUUUGACGACUUUUUUUACCAUUACGUGUUUUUCCGUUAGAUUCAUUAACCUGCAUGCUUCUCGCUUUAUUCAGGGCCAGUUUAAUCUUUCUUAUACAAAAUAUGUAAUGGUGAAAUUACCUGUUUAUGUAAAGAAUAAAAAAAUCAAUAAAUGUAUAAACUUGAAAAAAAAAAAGAUAAAAAAUAAUCUCAUUUUUUAUUUGAACCUAACUUAUAAUGCAAUUUUCUGUUCAAAUACAAAAUGUAUAAAACAUUGAAAGCCAACCAUCUUCUUGAACUGCUUACAAAAAACUUAUUUGAUAUUAAAUAUGAUAAUUUAUUAAUCCAGAAAGUUUGUUUUUAAAAAAAAAAAUGUGCUAAAAGACAAGUGACAAGUUGCUGAUUUGGAAUUUAAAUGGAUUGGGAAAUUGUCAGGAUUCCUUUAUGUGUAUGUGAGUGUAUCACACAAACUCAAGAUAUAUGAGGAAUUACAAUCAACUAGGGUUAGCUUUUUUGUUAGGCAUGGUCUUUGGCUUUGCUUUAGUACAAAAUAUUUACUUGGUUCGUAUAAUUUGUUGUAGUCGCUUCAAAGGUUUGUAAAAUCAUUGUUUUUUUUCUAAGAUUUAAGAGUUACCUAAUAUAUGUAUAUCAUUAAGAAAGGAAAACCUAUUCAAGCAAAGGCAGUUAUAAGAGAAAAGUUUUAAUGAAACUAAUUUUGUGAAAAAGAAAAGACGUAAGAUUAUAAAUAUGAGACUUAAAAAGCUGUAGGUGUUAAGUUUGUAGGGCCAAAACGUCUAGUAAGUGCACCAGUUUUAGAAGUUCUGAACUAAAACGGUGGAUCCUGUUCAGUAGAAUAAACACACACACGUGGUUAGGGUGCUCCACUUACAAUCCCCGUCACACUAAACAUGCUCGCCCUUUCAGCCGUGGGGGCAUUAUAAUGUGACGGUCAAUCCCACUAUUCGUUGGUAA